AUGAAUUGCCUUCAACCUCCGACUACAGCUUUUCGAGUUUUUAUACACUCCAUUCAUAUUUUUAGCGUUCCAACUUAUUUUAUAACACUGCUAUCACUGAUAUGUGUGAAGUCAAGUGUCUUCAAAACCUAUCGGUUGUUUUUGAUUUGGCAUGUUGUGGAGAAUUUGUUAUUUGAAAUUUACUCAUCAUUUUUGAUAGUUCCCGCCCUUCACCCACCGUUUACACUUAUCAGAACAACAGGAUUAUUGUCUGAAUUUGGGAUUAAUCCUAUAAUUCAGUUUUAUAUAUUGGCUACUGCGAUUGAGUUCAAUGGUCUAUCCAUGAGUGAGAUGUUCUACUUCCGUUACAAAGCGGGUCUUCUCAACUAUCGAGAACAUCGAUUUUCGUAUUACUUCCGAGCAUCUGUAUACCUGACCAGAGCAAUUUCCCUUAUGGAUAUAUGCUUUUGCAUUCUCACAUUCUCUGAUGGAUCAGAAUUUCAACAAAAUUACAGAGCUACUCUUGUUCAAACUAAUCCACUUCUUCCCUUCUUAUCUUGCCCAAAUACCUAUUCAGUUGUACCGUUCGCUGAUUAUGUUUCAACUAUUGUGUUGGCAUCCUGGAUUUGUCAAACCGUUAAUCUAACAGUUUCCAUCCCUUUAGCAGUUGGUUAUAUGAGUGAAAAUGUUCCUAAAUCUAUAUCACCUGCCACGUGGAAGAUUCAACAACAAUUGAUGUGGAGUCUGACGAUCCAGGCAGGUAUUCAUGGAAUCAUGUUGGGUGUUCCGAACGCAAUGUUCAUCUAUGCAUUAUUUUUUGGAUUUAUAGAAGAGGCUCCUGGAUAUGCUGCAUUUGUGUUUCUGACUUAUCAUGGAUUUUUGUCCGCUUUCUCUAUGAUUAUUUGUACUCGACAAUACGGGAAUAUUUAUUGA
Messenger RNA from Caenorhabditis briggsae, 912 nucleotides. NCBI's taxonomy places the organism in Eukaryota, Metazoa, Nematoda, Chromadorea, Rhabditida, Rhabditidae. The record is from RefSeq and is a predicted model, not a curated record. The transcript has 3 exons. The coding region runs from base 1 to 912 and encodes 303 amino acids.